This is a messenger RNA of Hirsutella rhossiliensis, 993 nucleotides long. RefSeq lists its product as uncharacterized. The transcript has 3 exons. NCBI's taxonomy places the organism in Eukaryota, Fungi, Ascomycota, Sordariomycetes, Hypocreales, Ophiocordycipitaceae. The coding region runs from base 1 to 993 and encodes 330 amino acids. The record is from RefSeq and is a predicted model, not a curated record.
AUGCGCUUCUCCCGCGUUGCCCUCGCCGCGGCCGUCACGGCCGUCCACGCCGAGCGCCCCGACGACGUGUCCAUCUGCGACUACUACACCAAGGCCCUGCUCAACGAGAACACGCCCCAGAACCAGGCCACGCUCCUGACUGUGCUGGUCAACACUGUUGUCAUCGGCAACUACACUCUCCCCAAUGUCGGUGUCCAAGUCCCGGGCAUCCUGACCGCCGGCCAAGUCGACGGCGUUCACGUCGACCUGCUGCCGUACUUUGACGGCCGCUUGAAGUCCACCAACACCGGCAGCGGUCGAGGCGAGUCUGUGUCCUUCCUCGACGGUGGAGGCGCAGACCCCCUGCGAAGGAACCUGCCGGCCAACAACAAAAAUUCCAGACAAUACUUCCUCCUCCACCACCUGUACACCUUCUUCGGCUCCCUCCUGAGAUGCAGCAUGCAGGGAGGGCCCGGCUUCAACCUUUACAACGGCCAUGCUUCGAUGUACCAAGUCCACAAAUACAUGGGCCUGAACCAUGCCGAGGUCUCGUACUUCAUCCAGCAAGUCGGCCUGGCCGCGGCCUCGUUCGGGGUGGCGAGAAACGACAUUGACACCAUCGCCAACGCGCUCAACACCAUCUUCAACGUCCGCUGCGCGCCGCCCGUCGACGUCAUCCACACCCAGGGCCCCCAGCUGCAGUCCAUCUGCGUCGAUGCCGAGUCCUGCAAGCUGGCCCCCGGCGCGCGCUGCGAGCAGUACGAGAACCUGCCGCGGCCGGACAAGUCGGACUCGUGGACGCCCGGCUUCAACGGCACUUCGGCGUCGUAUGGCCCCGGCGCCACCGGAUCCUGGGGCUCCGGGAACCCGGCCGGCGGCUUCUCCAGUCCCCCGCCCAACAGCUUCAUCCCUUUCGAGACGACCCUGCCCAACCCUACGGUGAGGGGUUCCGCCGCCGGAGUCACCGUCAAUCUCGUUGCGGCAGCGGCUGCCCUGGCCGCCUUCUUGCUAUAG